GCACUCGGCGUCGCCCGGCCGCUUGUCGCGAGUGCCGCGCUGUGCAGUCGUCGCAGCACUCCGGUGGUCAAAGCCGACAGUCGUAGACGGCUAGUCCAUACAUGGUGUCGUCGGGCGGGCGGUUUCGGCGGCGUGCGGCAGCGAGACAACAACAACAAUAAUAAUAAUAAUAUCUCCUACAGAUCGAUAAAAGUUUUCGUUUUCUUUUCGUUCAUAUAAUAUGGUACUUUGACUCGGCGACGGCGGCGGAAACAUUGUCUACACCGUCGUAACGCGUACAGAAUAUUAUUAUUAUUAUUACGUAGUACACUUGUAUUUGUUGCGAUUCGGUGUACGAUAUAAUAUUAUAUUAUGAUAAAAUAUACAGAAGAAACAUUAUAAACUAUUAUUAUAGUACCAUAUACCGUUUAUAAGAGGAUAUUUGAAAAGUUCUUAUCAGUGUAUCUUCAACUAAGUUAUGUUUUUUAUUUAAUCUUCAGAUUAUUUUUAUAAAAUUAUGACUAACGUGCAAGAACCCCCCGACUGAUUGGCUUAUGAUCAUUGCAAUUUGUUUCAUAACUAGUUGUGUAUUAAUUGGAGUACUGUGUGUUGUUUGUUGUUUUUGGUCUAAAUGCUUACUAUUCAAUUGUUGUCGACCGAAUUAUAACAACACUUUUAUAAUAUCUUAUGACAAACCGGAAGAAGCAUUGAAUUUACCGCCAGAAGACACAAAUAACACUACUUGUUAUUCACCCGUACGAAUGAAAAAA
Rhopalosiphum maidis (corn leaf aphid) is the source of this 749-nucleotide messenger RNA. RefSeq lists its product as uncharacterized. The record is from RefSeq and is a predicted model, not a curated record. The transcript is spliced from 4 exons. NCBI's taxonomy places the organism in Eukaryota, Metazoa, Arthropoda, Insecta, Hemiptera, Aphididae. The annotation marks the transcript as partial.